UCCUCUUCAUACUCGGGCCAAGUGUAAAGAUGGCGUCCAUUAUGGAAGGGCCGCUGAGCAAAUGGACUAACGUCAUGAAAGGUUGGCAGUACCGUUGGUUCGUUUUGGACUACAACGCUGGAUUGUUAUCUUACUAUACGUCCAAAGACAAGAUGAUGAGGGGAUCCAGAAGAGGCUGUGUUCGGCUCAGGGGAGCCGUUAUAGGUAUUGACGACGAGGACGAUAGCACUUUCACCAUCACGGUGGACCAAAAGACCUUUCAUUUUCAAGCCCGUGAUGCGGACGAGAGGGAGAAGUGGAUCCACGCCUUAGAGGGGACCAUUCUCAGACACACACUUCAGCUGCGGGAGGCUGAAACGGGGUUUGUUCCCAGCGUUCAAGAUUUCGACAAGAAACUUGCAGAGGCUGACGCCUACUUACAGAUUCUGAUUGACCAAUUAAAACUUUUUGAUGAAAAGCUUAAGGACUGCAAAGAAGAUGAGCCGCGCAGAAAAAUUGAGAAUCUGAAGGAAACCACCUGUAGUAUGGUAGAAUCAAUCAAGCACUGUAUUGUACUGCUGCAGAUUGCCAAGGAUCAAAGUAACGAACAGCAACACGCAAACGGACUGAUAAGCACCAUCAAUCCGGUGGAUGGGAUUUUUCAGCCCAACCCCCUGGAGUCCUCUGUAGUCAGCACCAUGCCUACCCAGUCCACCCUCCCCACAGAUAAUGCUCAGAUAUGCAAGGCGGAGCAAAGGCCGUCCUCUCUGCCCGUUGGGCCGGUGGUUACCGUGGUGAGCAGCCUGCAGACCCCGACGCCCAACAGCACAGAUGAAAGCGCUUCGGUUUGCAGUAAGGAAACACGCGGCAGUGAAAACGGCGGGGCAGGAGGGGAAGAGCAGGGCCGUGACGAGACUGGCAGUGGGCCUUCCGGUCCCAGUAGCAGUGUCACCUCGCCGAGUCACAUAAACCUCUCCUCCAACACGGUCCCCGACUUCUCCUACUCCAGCAGUGAAGAUGAGUUCUACGAUGCCGACGAGUUCUACCAGAGCAGCACGUCCCCCAAGCACUGCAUGGAUUCCUCCAGGACUGCGGCUGCCUCGCCUCACACUGGUGCAGAAACAGCCCUCAAACGACCAGACACCAACGAUUCCCUCGACUCCUCCAUGUCCAACGGCACCACUGAUGCAGACCAGUUUGACAGCCACGAUGACCGCGAUGAUGACGGCGAGGGCGAAUCAGUGGAGGAGCACAAGAGCGUCAUCAUGCACCUGCUGUCCCAAGUGCGACUGGGCAUGGACCUCACCAAGGUGGUCCUACCAACAUUCAUUUUGGAGAGGAGGUCGUUGCUGGAGAUGUACGCUGACUUUUUUGCCCACCCGGAUUUGUUUGUUAGCAUCGCGGACCAGCUGGAGCCCAAGGAGCGCAUGGUGCAGGUGGUGAAGUGGUAUCUCUCAGCCUUCCAUGCGGGUCGCAAAGGGUCCGUGGCCAAGAAGCCCUACAACCCUAUCCUGGGAGAGGUGUUCUUCUGCCACUGGGACCUGCCCGUAGAGUCUGAGGAGACCACGUCUGCAGUGGCGAGUGUGGUCCCUGAGCCCAUUUCAGAGGGCCCGGUGCCUUGGUGUGGGGCGAACAACGUGUCCUUCGUAGCCGAGCAGGUCUCGCAUCACCCCCCGAUAUCCGCCUUCUACGCCGAGUGCUUGAGUAAAAAGAUCCAGUUCAACGCCCACAUCUGGACCAAGUCAAAGUUCUUGGGCAUGUCUAUUGGGGUCCAUAAUAUCGGCCAGGGCUGCGUGUCCUGUCUGGAGCACGACGAGCACUACAUCCUCACCUUCCCCAACGGCUACGGCAGGUCGAUCCUGACUGUGCCGUGGGUAGAGCUGGGUGGAGAGUGCAACAUCUCCUGCUCCAAGUCGGGCUACAGUGCCACCAUCACAUUCCACACAAAGCCCUUCUACGGCGGGAGGAAGCACCGGAUAACGGCUGAGAUUUUUGCUCCCAAUGAUAAGAAGUCCUUCUGCUCCAUCGAGGGAGAGUGGAACGGAGUGAUGUACGCCAAGUGGGCAUCAGGGGAGAAUUCCUUGUUCAUCGACACAAAGAAACUGGGCAUCAUCAAGAAGCGGGUGAGGAAGCUGGAGGACCAGCUGGAGUAUGAAUCCCGCCGGAUGUGGAAGGACGUCACCGUUAACCUGAAGCUCAAAGACAUCGACGCAGCCACAGAAGCCAAGCACCGCCUGGAGGAGAAGCAGAGGGCUGAGGCCCGGGACAGGAAGGAGAAGGAGGUCCAGUGGGAGACCCGGCUGUUCCACGAGGACGGGGAGUGCUGGGUGUAUGAUGAGCCCCUACUGAAGAGAACGGCAGCACAACGGCACUGAGCUACACCAAGGCCCCGGAUGCAAAACAAGAGUCUUAAUAAGAACUCCUUUACAAACCACUUCUCAUCCAAGCCUUUCGAUGACUGCGAAUAGAAUAUGUACUCGGCUCUGCAUUUUCAAAAUAAAAAAAAUAAAUUAAAAAAACCUCCAAAAAAAGAAAACUUCUCCAAUAAUAAAAAAAAAAAUGUGUUCCGCCAACCCCACAUCCGCCACCUCCACCUCCCCACCCCCCUUCGGGAACGAGCAGGAUAAAAACAGGACUGGGAGCGCCUCACCACACAAACAAGCACCCGCAGUCUCACAGGGAGGGCCGUUCCCCCACGGAGGGGGGUGGCGGCGCUUAGAUCCAACAGACCUUGAAAACGACAGCGUUCUGUAUCUCAGGGAAACUGGGCACUGAGGAAGAAGGCUGGAUCUGCAGAAGUUGGAAGGCCUUAUUGGUGGAACCAAAGGGGGGGGGGGAACAACCUGGCUUGCCUACAGCUUGUUAUAGCUGUACAUAUAAAUAUAUAUUUAUAUAUAUAUAUUAUAUAUAUUAUUCUUCUGUUCGGUUUCAUUUUCUUUUUUUCCGGCAAUAGUAAUCGUUUAAGGAUAUGAGCUCACCGGUCACACAUCAGGAACCUCUUGCCCCCUUACUGGGAAAGAUUGACCUGUAUGUAAAUUGGAUGUUCUUCUGUGUUAAUUCCAGCAGUAAUUUCACGUGUACUGAUGAGGACCAGAAGACCUGCAUUCGCGAGAUUGAUACGCGCUGCGCGGUAACUGUGGUUCUGUUUUCCCACCCUCCAUGAGGAACGCAGUCUGUGUGCAUAAGUGUGUAGCUGCACAGGGCCGUCAGAAAGGCUAGGCUCAUAUGAUCCAGCUUGGUUUGAAUAAUAAACUGACCUUCCUGAAUUCCUGUUGUACACCCUCUUUAAGUCCACUGGAAAGCACAGUGGCCUGCAUUUUGCCUUUUAUGAGACUUUUGCAGACUUAGCCAGUGCUUAUCCUCAAAGGUUAGGACAUUAUUCUGCCUAAGACCUUGGCAGUUAUCUGUAUAUAUAUUUUUCCCCUUUGUGACCUCAAUAAAUCACAAUAGACCUUAAUGUCCACGUGCUGCUGUUUUGGAAGUUGUUUGGGCGAUGGAUUUAGCCCCAUUGGGAAAAUGGGGUAAAUGGAGUGUACAAUUAGCGGGGUGACCAACCUUUUAAUCUGAAGGCUUUGGUUGCAUCAGCUCUUUCAGUAAGUAAAUGUGUUAAUAACCCAGAACUGGAAUGGUUUAUGAGCGGAGCGUGCCAAGUCCUGUACUGGGGAGGGACUCUUGGUCUUAUGAGAAGCGGCAAUACUCUGGUAGUCUUUUAGUGCUGAUUACAUCUUGUGCACAGAAUCUUAUAGUGAAGACUCAAAAAUGAUUACCUGUUUUUAAUCAAACCUUAUAAAUAGCCAAGCUGGAUUUUUCCUUUGUUUCAGUCUUAAAAUGGGCAAUAUACCUUUUCUUGGAAUGGAAUUGGCAGAGAUUGUGAACUAAAGCCAUUAUAUUUUGUUUUUCAUGUUGUUUUUGUAAAUGAAUAUUAAAUUGAGGCCUUGCCAUUCAUUUCAAUAUCACUCGCUUGAAAAGAGCAAUCAAAAUGUAUUUUUUAUUUUGCAUUAUUUCAGAUCAUAACCAUUGAUUGUACCAGAUUCACAUGUUCAUUGAAGCAGAAUAUUAAACCUCCAUAAAUUUG
Messenger RNA from Conger conger (European conger), 4054 nucleotides. RefSeq names its product oxysterol binding protein-like 9 (gene osbpl9). The record is from RefSeq and is a predicted model, not a curated record. Gene Ontology annotation, molecular function: sterol binding. The transcript has 25 exons. The coding region runs from base 30 to 2354 and encodes 774 amino acids. Lineage: Eukaryota; Metazoa; Chordata; Actinopteri; Anguilliformes; Congridae. Gene Ontology annotation, cellular component: intracellular membrane-bounded organelle; membrane; cytosol.